AUGACCGCCCCCCACCCCCCCGGCGCCGAUGACGACGCCAACCGCAAGCUCAUCUGGGCAUCCGUCUACCGCACCCUCCUCCAACACGCCCACCCCGACGCGCGCUUCAACCACGACUACAUGUCCUUCACCCCCGACUUCCGGGGCUCCUCUUCCGCCAUCGACCGUCUCGUCUCACUACCAUGCUACAAGUCCGCCGCCGUAAUCCUCAUAACCCCCGACAACAGCCUCGAGCACCUCCGCUGCCGGGCGCUGAAAGACGGGAAAAAGGUGCUGGUCGCUACAUACCGGCUGCGCAGGGGAUUCGUGCUGUUGCAUCCUGGCCGGAUAGCGGAGACGAAAUACGAAAUCGCGGCGUGUCUAGACGGCAUGGAGAAGCCUGGGAUAGGACGCUCGGUGUCGCUGGCGCAGAUGCGUGAUGAAGGGCUCAAAGUGGACAUGUGUGUCACGGGGGCUCUGGUGUUCAACGCGCAGGGCGUGACGAUCUGGGAAGGGCAUAAUCUGUUUGAGAUACAAUAUGCGAUGUUAUCGGAUCUGGGUGUUUUACGUGCGGAGAGACCUGUUGUGGCGGUUGCGCAUGACUGCCAGGUCGUUGAUGAGGCGGCGCUGGGUGUGGAGAAGGUAACAGUAUCUCCGACGAGGAAGGGAGAGGUACAGUGUGAUUUUGUUGUUACACCGGAUGCGCUGCAUGAGAUUGAGGGUGCGGUUAAGCCUACCCAAGGUGUAGAUUUCGACGCGAUAGAUCCAGAGGGUGUGGAGAAUAUUCCGCCGUUGCAGGAGUUGAGGGGGAUUAGGAUGAUGGAGAUGAUUAUGCGGAAGGAGGGGUUUGUUUCUGGGAAGGAGGAGAAGGCAGAUGAGGAAGGGGAGGGUGGGGGGAAGAUGAGUGAGGAGGAGCAGAUGGGGGUUAGUAUUGUGGAGAAGCUGAUGCAGAGUUAUAGGGCGUAG
Molecule: messenger RNA, 945 nt
Organism: Alternaria incomplexa
Lineage: Eukaryota; Fungi; Ascomycota; Dothideomycetes; Pleosporales; Pleosporaceae
Exons: 1
Coding region: 1-945 (314 amino acids)
Cellular component (GO): cytoplasm
Source: RefSeq, a predicted model, not a curated record